Molecule: messenger RNA, 609 nt
Organism: Ectocarpus siliculosus
Lineage: Eukaryota; Phaeophyceae; Ectocarpales; Ectocarpaceae
Source: the annotation of a GenBank genome assembly
AUGUCAUCCAUGAAGCCUGAAAACGCCAUGGCUAGCGUCAUGGGUGUUUUGGGCCCAGACGCGGCCCCACACGUCUUCAUAUACCUCCUGCAAGAGCACAUGGCGGAACAUGUGCAGCUGGUUUUCUCCCCCAUGUUCGGCGGCAGCGCGGAGACCGCGGCGACUCCUGCAGUUCACAGCGGCAGGCAGUCCGGAGGCGCAAACCGAGGUUUUACCGCCGGCAUCUCCGUUGUCUGGAGUCACGCCAUCAUCGGCGACCAACAGCUGAACUUCUCGUUUGGGAUGGGGAGGGCGGACCCUGCCACGAAUCCGUGGUGCCGGAUGUCCUACGGGUUCUGGGAGCCCGGUGGGAUGAAGUGCGCGGCGUUCAUGAUGCUGGAGAGUUUGUCGGACGAAGACAGCGACCAGAUCACGGACGAGAUCCUGAGGGCAGCGUCCCGGGCCGUCAUUGCAUUUGACCCUGCGGUCGUGGCAAAGACCGACGACAUGCGCAUCUUAGUGGGAGCCAUCCUCGACUUGCCCCUACAGGCCCACAGGACGGGAGGGUGGGAUUCCUUCGAGCCGGACGACGUAUGGGGGGGGGGACUGUCCUGUUCGUUGACAAGGUAG